UUAUUCUCUCCCUCCCUCCCUCUCUCCCUUCCAUCACUGGUCUCUCUCUCUCUCUCUCUCUCUCUCUCGCUCUCUUCCUUCUGUUCUAUCUCUCUUUAAACCCUAAACCCUUUCUAUCUCUAUCUUCGAUCCAUCUGAGAAACCCGAAACCCUUCAAAUUUACUCCUUCAAAUCGUCUUUCUGACGGAGAAUAUGAAGAGAAUAUGAAGACGAAGCACAAACAAACCCUAAGACGAAGCAGAUGAAGAAGACGAAGAAGUUUGAGAUUGCUGAAAUCUAUCACGCAUCUUGAAAUCCAGGAUAUAGAAAGGUCAAAAUUUGAUGGAUAAGGUUCCAAAAAACAUAUAUUCAUUGUGCUGCAUAGUUGGGUCACGCUUACGGUUGAUCCGGAUGUGUUGGCUUUUGUAGAUUUGUUGAGGAUUUGAUUAGUUAGUUUUUGAUUCAUUGUUUCAGUGAACUGUGCUGGAGGAGGCAGGGUAGACUAUAAAAGCAACAAAAGUUUCUUUUUAUCAGAAAUGUCACAAUAUUAUGACAUUGAUGACAUUAUUGCAGAAGAUGAGCUUGUCCCAGCUGUAUUCCAAGUGUCCGCAAAUGGAGUUGGUCUCUUUGAUUCUAGUGAUGAAACAAAUAAGGUAGAACAAGGUUCAAAAGUAGAGCUUCCUUUUUGGCUUGCUCGUGAGCUGCACCUGAGACAAGCAGUAUCCAUUAAUCUUCCCCACUGUUUCAAUCAAAAAACAAGGGAGGAACUUGCGGCUGAUGCGGCACAUGUGGAUCUAAGGAAUCGAUGUCCAUACUUCUAUGAAUUAGGACGCAAGUUAUUUACACUAGUUGGUGAUAAAACCAUUGGAACCUUGCUGCUUGCUGCAUUUCAGACCAGGUACAAGGAAGUGCUGAUCAAGGCACAAACUGCAGCACUGGCAGUGGCUCCUAAAUUCUUAACACUUCUAACAAUAGAAGAAACGAAAUUGUACGAGGCUGCUCAAUCCUCAAUGGUAGCAUUUAAGAAGUGGCGAAUGGGUGGACCCAGAUUUCAGAAAGCAUCUGUUCUUGGGAGGAAAAGAAGACCAUUGGAAUAGGUGCAAUGCAAUCUCUGAUGUUAUGAUGCAACUCAUUAUCUGGUCUGAAGUUGUCUAUUGGUGUGAGAUGGAUCCAAUUUCAAGUUCUUGAAUUGAUAAGAAUUAAGGCAGCAUGGUGGUCCAUUACAAAUUAUAAAUUUUAAUCUAUCAAUUUUCUUUCUUUUGAUGAUGCUGACUCGGUUUAAACGGCAACUGUCAUGAUGGAGAACUGCUUUUAUAAAAAUUAUGCAGGGGUCAUGUUUCAAAGAAUCAGUCAGUUUAGUAAGUAGGGUUUACUUUCAAACUGUUUUCUUUGUGUUAAGAAGUAUGAGAUGCGUAAUGUUUCUUUAAUGUCGUACCUUGAAGUUAUUGUAAUGUUGUUCCUUUUAUAUAAAUGAAGUUUUACUAUUCUCAAAAAAAAAAAAAAAAAAAAA
Molecule: messenger RNA, 1489 nt
Organism: Camellia sinensis
Lineage: Eukaryota; Viridiplantae; Streptophyta; Magnoliopsida; Ericales; Theaceae
Product: DNA replication complex GINS protein PSF3
Biological process (GO): mitotic DNA replication initiation
Cellular component (GO): GINS complex
Source: RefSeq, a predicted model, not a curated record